AUGGUAACAUCUAUGGAUGAAGAAUCUGAAGAACUUGAUUCGGUUUCGGAAUUAUCAACCUCAACAUCUAUGCAAUCUCAAGAAUUAAGUUCUUGUACUUCAAUGUGUACAUCAGAAAGGAAAAGCCCCGUUUGCUCAACAUCAAAGAAUCCUUUGUCUAAGUUCCAAAUACAGCCAUGCAUAGAUAAAGCAUUUCACAAAAUCGAAACGUACCGUGACGGUGGUAUGUUAGCGUUUAAGAUUACAAAUGGUAUCCUGUAUAUGAUUGCGAUAGAUAAACAGCCUUUUUCGAUGGUCAAAGAUGACGGAUUCAGGAAAUUUUUAAGUAUCGUGGCUCCUCUAUAUACUGUACCAUGUCGAAAAACUAUCACAAAGCGUCUAGAUGAAAAGUACGAGCUACUCAGUUCGAAAAUCAGAACUAUGCUUUCGAAGAUCGAUCAUCUUUGUUUAACAACAGACAUUUGGACAGAGCCGUUCAAUACUCGGAGUUAUAUCAGCAUAACUGUACAUUACAUCAAUUUCAAAAUUAUGCAACUAGAAAAUCUAUCUUUGGGGAUAAAGGAACUCGAAGAAAGCCAUGAUGGAAAUUAUAUAUCGAAAAUUAUAAGCGAAAUAUUAGAUGAGUGGCAUAUUCAAAUCAAUUCAGUAGUAGCUGUAAUUACAGACAACGCUUCUAACAUCAAAAAAGCGGUACGGGAUACGUUUGGACGCAAAAGACAUAUACCGUGUUUUGCUCAUACACUAAAUCUAGUUAUCCAAGACGCAAUCGCUACAACACCGGAAUUCCAGGCUAUAGUAAAAAAAGUAAAAAGUAUUGUUACAUACUUCAAACGCAGCGUUAAAGCGACAAAUGCACUUAACGAGUUGCAGACUUCUAAUCUUGAAAAUGACCAGAAUAUUUUAAAAUUAAAGCAGGGAUGCGAGACACACUGGAAUUCGCUUUUCUAUAUGAUUAAAAGAUUCAUUCAAUUAGCAAAUCUAGUGAAUACCGUAUUACUCACUCUUCCACGAAAAAAGCAUGAUGAUAUACCAGAGAUGACAACACACACCGAUCUACAAAUUUUGAAAGAUAUCUGUGCUAUUUUGCGUCCAGUUGAACGCGUCAUUAUGGAGAUAUCGGGCGAGUUGUAUGUCACUUGUAGUAAGAUCAUCCCUAUCAUUAAUUGUCUGAUAAGAACUUUGGAAAAACUCGACAUUACUCAUGAGAUUUCAGAACGCUUUCAUAAAAAUGUUUUACUACAACUCCAAAAUAGAUUUCGAGGAAAGGACUCAAACAUUGAAACAAACAGUUUUCUUUCUAUAUCUACUUUGUUGGAUCCACGCUUUAAGAAGCUGCACUUUAGCAGUUCAUUAGCGGUUUCUACAGCAAUAAGCAAGAUCUCCCAGUUAAUGAAAAAUAAUCAAAUAGAAACGCAAUGUAAUGUAGAAGAGAAUAUAAAUAUUCUUAGAAAAGAAGAUCUUUGGAACAUUCACGAUGAAUUAAUAGCUUCUUCAUCAUUAAAUUCUGACGAGCCUGGUGGCAUACCAGUCGAACUUCGACAAUUUCUUAAUGCUAAUGUCGUUAGCAGAAGUGAGGAUCCAUUCAAAAUUUGGCAAAAAUUGAAGGAUGUUUAUCCAAUGGUGUAUGAAGUUGCCAUGAAGUAUUUUGUGAUUGUCGGAACAUCAGUUCCAUCUGAACGGUUGUUUAGUGCUGCCGGAAUUAUUAUCAGCAUGAAAAGAAGCAGAAUUAAGGGGAAAAGAGCGUCGCAGAUUAUAUUUUUAGGGUCUUUGCCUAAGAGAUAUUGGAAGUAG
Molecule: messenger RNA, 1791 nt
Organism: Trachymyrmex cornetzi
Lineage: Eukaryota; Metazoa; Arthropoda; Insecta; Hymenoptera; Formicidae
Product: zinc finger BED domain-containing protein 1
Exons: 2
Coding region: 1-1791 (596 amino acids)
Molecular function (GO): protein dimerization activity
Source: RefSeq, a predicted model, not a curated record